This is a messenger RNA of Cavia porcellus (domestic guinea pig), 3640 nucleotides long. RefSeq names its product glial cell derived neurotrophic factor (gene Gdnf). Gene Ontology annotation, biological process: peripheral nervous system development; negative regulation of neuron apoptotic process; positive regulation of branching involved in ureteric bud morphogenesis. Gene Ontology annotation, molecular function: receptor tyrosine kinase binding; growth factor activity; glial cell-derived neurotrophic factor receptor binding. The record is from RefSeq and is a predicted model, not a curated record. The transcript has 3 exons. NCBI's taxonomy places the organism in Eukaryota, Metazoa, Chordata, Mammalia, Rodentia, Caviidae. Bases 461 to 1093 code for a protein of 210 amino acids.
CGGAUCUCCAGGCAAGACCUCAGCUCCCGCGGCAGCAUCAGACAGGCCCACCUCCCAGCCGCUGCGCCCCGAGGAGGCGCGGGGUGUCGCGGCCGCCGCUGAGCCGCCCGCUGCGCCCGGGGCCCGCGCAGCCCUGUCACCCCUCGCUCAAGGCCGGGGAGGCUGCUCGGACUUGGGCUUCUGGGGGUGCGGAAGGCCGGCGGGGGAGGUGUCUGCAGCCUGCACUCUUCUCGCGGCCGCGGCGGCUGGAACCUUGGCCGCCGCCUGUGCGCCCUCGCUGCCCCGCGCGACCCCAGGAUUGCGAACUCUUGCCCCUGACCUGUUGGGCGGGACUCCGCGCUCCUGUCCUCGGCCCGGAUGGGUCUUCUGGCUGGGACCCGGGCCACCUGGAAUUAAUGUCCAACUGGGGGUCUGCGGAGACCGGAUCCGAGGUGCCGCCGCCGCCGGACGGGACUCUAAGAUGAAGUUAUGGGAUGUCGUGGCUGUCUGCCUGGUGCUGCUCCACACCGCGUCCGCCUUCCCGCUGCCCGCCGGUAAGAGGCCUCCCGAGGCGCCCGCCGAAGACCGCUCCCCCGGCCGCCGCGCGCCCUUCGCGCUGAGCAGUGACUCAAAUAUGCCAGAGGAUUAUCCCAAUCAGUUUGAUGAUGUCAUGGAUUUUAUUCAAGCCACCAUUAAAAGACUGAAAAGGUCACCAGAUAAACAAAUGGCAGUGCUUCCUAGAAGAGAGCGGAAUCGGCAAGCUGCAGCUGCCAACCCAGAGAAUUCCAGAGGAAAAGGUCGAAGAGGCCAGAGGGGCAAAAAUCGGGGCUGUGUCUUAACGGCAAUACAUUUAAAUGUCACUGAUUUGGGUUUGGGCUAUGAAACCAAGGAAGAACUGAUUUUUCGGUACUGCAGCGGCUCUUGCGAUGCAGCUGAGACUAUGUAUGACAAAAUACUAAAAAACUUAUCCAGAAGUAGAAGGCUAGUGAGUGACAAAGUAGGGCAGGCCUGUUGCAGACCCAUUGCCUUCGAUGACGACCUGUCGUUUUUAGAUGAUAACCUGGUUUACCAUAUUCUAAGAAAGCAUUCCGCUAAAAGGUGUGGAUGUAUCUGACUCCAGCUCCAGAGACUGCUGUGUAUUGCAUUCCUGCUACAGUGCAAAGAAAGGGACCAAGGUUCCCAGGAAAUGUUUGCCCGGAAGGGAAGAUGAGGACCAAGGAGGCAGAGGCAGAAGAGGAAGAGGAGGAGGAGGAAGGCAGCCAUCGUGGGAGCCUGGUAGGGGGAGGUCCAGCUAUGGAAAACUGGAUGGGAGAGAGAAAACAGCCAUCUAGGUUCUCCAGGACAGCAGCCAAUGUCACCAGAAGCUCAGGGCUGGUGUCCCUGGUUGGCUGUUGUCAUCAUUUCUUCUGAUACAGUCCACCAUCACCAACCACGGUUGCAGUCGCGGAUGCACUCAGAGAAACAAACCAGUGUAUCUCCUGUGGUUCGUUUCCACCUGAGGACACCAGGGAAACAGUGAGCCCAGUGUCACUCCUUGUGAUUACAUUCUACUGCUGAAAGUCAGAAAGGGUUAUUUUUCUGUCACUCAAUGGAUUCAUACCCUGAAAAGGAGAGGGGGGAAAAAGCGGAGACACAACUUAAAGGUUAAGGCCUGAGGUUGACUACAACUGGCGUUUGGGAGAACGGUUGAUGAUUAAUUUUGAACAUCGUAUGUGGGGGUGGGAACAAGUUGGCUAGGAACCAAAAAAAGAAGCAAAGCUGUUUUCGUGAUGAAAACAAACCUGAAGGUAUUCCCUUUAUGCCCGCGGAAACAGGAAGUGAUUGUAGUUUUUGACAGAUUCUCCUAGGAGAACAAGCAGGAGAGGCGCCAGCUGCUCUCCGGGGAGACCCACCCCAGGGCCUUCGGUUUACAGAGAGACAGAUGUUACAUACCCAGCUCCGUUGAUGCAUGGUCACCAGUGACCAGAGAAGCUACUCGAUGCAAUGCAUCUAUUUCAGAUACAGAAAUAUAGAGAAGAUAUUUAUUGAGAUUUAAGUUAUUGUUAUUUAUUACCAUUCACUAAUGAAUUUCUCUUUCUUCCCCUUAUUUAUUAAAGUUUCUUUUCAAAGGUGCCAAAGUAUAUAUGCUUGCAAAAUGCAAAGAAAGGUGACAAAAGGAAAUUUUAAUUGGGAACAAGGGUCCAUGCUUUCCAAAGUAUUAAAAAGGUUUUCUCUAGGCAAAAAUCACUUACUUUACCUUUUUAAGAAAAUCCUUCAUUAAUUUCCCCAGAUUUCAGUCUUUCUCCCUGUUUGUACUUUUUUUAAGCAUGUGAGAAGGGGCACUUCCAGGUCGGCCCCCUUUCUGGGAGCAGUGUGCAGAGACCAUUGGCUUGGCUUCAUUUCUUCGAUGCUCCAGCUCUGAAUAGACAAUGCCAUAUGCUCCACUCUCUGUUGUAUUUAAGCUCCUCUUCCCUCCACGUGUAUCUACCUGUAACGUGCAUAACCAUAUAUAAAAGGUAAAAUUCCUAUCAUAGGUAGUCCUAUGUUGACCUAAAAGCAAAGUGAAAGGCCCUGUCUAUAAGCCAGGGUUUUACCCAGCCCUGUGGUAGCUCAUCCUCCAUCACUGCCAUCUACCACCACCUUCCCAAGAAACAGAGGUGCACAGUGCAGCCAGCACUAUACCAAUGUGGCCCCCUACAAGCCCCUUGGCUGUCUCCUGGGGUCCACUCUUACAGCACCUGCUCACCUGAAGGCUUCCCGGGGGAAAGGUGGCUAAGAAGGGAGGACAAGGCAGAGGCAUGUGUCCUGGCCACAGUGCACACACAUACAAGGCCUCGCUCCCAGAGCAGGCUGCCUCCGAUGAAAGAGCUCGGGGAAGAAACACAGGAGGGGAGAAACUGCCACUUCUGUGGCCCCAUGUGAAUCUGUCUGGCAGCCAACAUAUGGGUGAUGACUAGGCCCUAUGCUAGAGCUUGUUAUACAUGCCAUUAAAAGGGAUUUUUAUCCAGGAGCUAAUCUAUCACUACCUAAGUGGUUACUGGCCACAAAAGUAGUAUACAUUUAGCACUUAUAACCUACUGGCCUUCCUCAAAUAAUUAUGUUAUGUUUGCAAAGUAACCAAGAAGAAGUUACCAGACAUCUUCCCCAUUCAUCACCCCCAAAGACCCCUGUCCUCUAUUAUUCUGUCCCUGUCUUUUCUGCUACCCUUGAAUGACAGGAAAAUAGAGGAAAAUGCCCUCUCCUGCUCAGAACAGUGACAUCCCCAGCUAUCCAGCAAAAUUGGGAUGUUGUCCCAAAUUCAGAGAAUCCUGGCUGAUGUGGUGGCUGAUGUUCCUAGGUUUCGACCUCAGCCCAGCUCCCCACAGAGUCCUUGCCCAAAGGGGCUUCAGGAUUCAAUGGGCGGCAACUGCUUGUUCCCAGCAUCACCUACACAUCAAAAGCAGGUUCUAAUGGGAGCAAAUUGCUCCACGAAAUCAAUCCACAAAAGGGUAAAGUUCGUGAUUUUUCUUUAUCAUUGUGAUCACCAUCAGAUACAGUGAAGAGGGCACUUCUUUGGAAGUUCUGACUUCUCUGAUCUGUCUCGGUCAUUUGUGUUAUACAACCAAAGUUCUCUACAGACUUUAUUUUUGUACAAUAUCAUUUUGUAACUUUUUACAAAUAAAAACUCAUUUCUAUUGCUCUA